CAGAGGCUCUGCAAGGUGAGUGCUUCUCGUACCGACCUGCGGAAGGACGGCAGCUGGCUAGAGACACGAUCUCAGCCACCUUGUGGGGACCCUCCGGCCCACAGGGAUCAGGCUUCAUCGACGGAGGCUCAAGUCCAACAGACCGCUACUGCCGAAAACCGAAAGCCUCGGGCGGGCUGGCGAUUGGGCGCCGCGCUAGAAGCGGAAGCCGGAAACGGUGCUGCCCGGGAUGGCUCAGGCGGCGGCUGUCGCAGCCCAGUCGCUUGCGCCUGGCAAGGCGCGGGCGGCGCGCACUGUGCUAGAUCAGGUGGUGCUCCCGGGUGAGGAGCUGCUGCUGCCGGAGCAGGAUGCUGAGGGCCUGGGAGGUGCAGGGGAGCGGCCGCUGCUCCUAAACCCCGGGGCGCGCUCCCGGGUGCGCGUUGUGUGCGGCCCGGGUUUGCGGCGUUGUGGCGACCGCCUGCUGGUCACCAAGUGCGGCCGCCUCCGUCACAAGGAGCCCGGCGGCGGCGGCGGCGUGUACUGGGUGGACUCGCAGCAGAAACGGUAUGUCCCAGUGAAAGGAGACCAUGUGAUUGGCAUAGUGACAGCAAAAUCUGGAGAUAUAUUCAAAGUUGAUGUUGGAGGGAGUGAACCAGCUUCUUUGUCUUACUUGGCAUUUGAAGGUGCAACUAAAAGAAACAGACCAAAUGUGCAGGUUGGAGAUCUCAUUUAUGGACAAUUUGUGGUUGCUAAUAAAGAUAUGGAACCAGAGAUGGUUUGUAUUGACAGCUGUGGACGAGCCAAUGGAAUGGGUGUGAUUGGACAGGAUGGUCUGCUUUUUAAAGUGACUUUGGGCUUAAUUAGAAAGCUGCUAGCUCCAGACUGUGAAAUCCUACAGGAAGUGGGAAAACUCUACCCACUGGAGAUAGUAUUUGGAAUGAAUGGAAGAAUAUGGGUGAAGGCAAAAACCAUUCAGCAGACCUUAAUUUUAGCAAAUAUUUUAGAAGCUUGUGAACACAUGACAGCAGAUCAAAGAAAACAAAUCUUCUCCAGGUUGGCAGAAAGUUGAUCUAUGUGGAUUUGUUUAUGGGUCAUUUAAGCCAAGAGACUGUGGAUUUCCUGGGGAAAAUUUUUUUCAGGUGAACCUCCCCCCACUAAAUCUUUAGAAGACAUCUAUUGUCUCAUUAGAGUCUUAAACAAAAUAGUUUUAUAAAAAAGUCACUGGUUGCCACCUACGUUCUUGUGGGUGAGAAAAAUCAUUAUAAAAUA
Molossus molossus (Pallas's mastiff bat) is the source of this 1248-nucleotide messenger RNA. It is a transcript of the gene EXOSC3, whose product is annotated as exosome component 3. NCBI's taxonomy places the organism in Eukaryota, Metazoa, Chordata, Mammalia, Chiroptera, Molossidae. The transcript has 4 exons. Gene Ontology annotation, molecular function: RNA binding. The coding region runs from base 230 to 1048 and encodes 272 amino acids. Gene Ontology annotation, cellular component: cytoplasmic exosome (RNase complex); nuclear exosome (RNase complex). Gene Ontology annotation, biological process: TRAMP-dependent tRNA surveillance pathway; poly(A)-dependent snoRNA 3'-end processing; U4 snRNA 3'-end processing. The record is from RefSeq and is a predicted model, not a curated record.